Sturnus vulgaris (Common starling) is the source of this 3652-nucleotide messenger RNA. The record is from RefSeq and is a predicted model, not a curated record. NCBI's taxonomy places the organism in Eukaryota, Metazoa, Chordata, Aves, Passeriformes, Sturnidae.
AUGCGCAGCGCUCCCGCGCCCGCCCGCUCCCACGCACGCGCCCGCAGGGCAGCGGCCGCUCCCUUGGAGCGGGAGGCCGCGGGCCGCUCCCCUCGCUCCCGUCCCGCUUACCGGCAGCGCGCCCGCACCGUUACUCACUCCAGGCCCCUGCCCCGGCCCCGCUACAACGACGACGGGAGGUUCCCUCAGGCCAACUCCCAGCACGAGGACUGGAGCGAGGAUCCCAGGGAAGAUUAUCCCGGGGAAAACUUCCCUGGCCCUUCCUACCGAGCCAGCAGCCCCCUGCUCCGGCAGGAGAAUUAUUUCCACGGACACUUGGCCCGCCCCACGCCCAGGGAGCGGGAAUUCAGCCGGGAUUUCGGGCGCCCCGCUGCCCAGAGCCGGGAAUUGGGGCGCGGAGCUGCUGCCGGCAGGGAGUACGGGCAUCACCCCGCUGCUCACAGCCGGGACUACGGGCGGGACAGGGAUUAUGGGCACGGCGGCCAGGACUACGGCCCCUCGGAUUGCUGGGAGGGCAGCGGGCCUCAGGAGCCCGAGUUUGGCUCCUCGGAUGUUUUGGGGGAUUUUAGGUCGCCUGGCUUGAUGGAGGAGGAGUUUGGCAGCGUGGAAAAUCAGGAGUACGAGGAGGAGUUCGGGGCGCCGCUGCACAGGGGGGGCGUGGGCAGGGGGAGAGUCCUGAGGGGGAAACGCCUCACCAGGGGCGUGGUGAAACCCAAAGCGUUCAAAGGAGACGUCAAAAGCCCCCUCAAGAAGUGGAACGUGAAGAAAGCCCAGCCAGGCCUGGAGGCCAAAGCUCUGGAGCAGCCUCUGGACGUUCCCAACCAGAGGCCGGUGCCACUCCAGCAGCACCCCCAGCUGCCCCCCUCACACCCUCUGGCAGCUCAGAGACCCAUCCUGAGGCUGCCAAAGCCUGCCCACGUCUUCAGGAACCUCAGCUUCGACCUGGUGGAUAAAUCUGACAUUUUCUCCACCUUUGGCAUCGAGAUCAUCAAGUGGGCGGGGUUCCACGCCAUCAGGAACGACGCCGAGUUCUCGCGGCUCUUCGGGGCCCUCUUCGAGCUGGAGACCGAGACCUGUGCCAAAAUGUUGGCCUCCUUCAAGUGCUCCCUGAGGCCGGAGCACAGAGAUUAUUGCUUCUUCACCAUCAAGAGCCUGCAGCACGCCGCCCUGAAAACCCCCAAGGUGGACAACGAGUUCUUGAACAUGCUGCUGGACAAGGGGGCCGUGAAAACCAAGAACUGCUUCUUUGAGAUCAUCAAACCUUUUGAUAAAUACAUCAUGAGGCUGCAGGACCGCCUCCUCAAGGGGGUCACCCCGCUGCUGAUGGCCUGCAAUGCCUACGAGCUGAGCAUCAAAACCAAUGGCUUUGGCAACCCCAGGGAAAUGGCCAACGCCUUCGAGACCACCGUGUCCCUGUGCCGAAAGUCCCUGGCUCUGCUGGGCCAGACCUUUGCUCUGGCCUCUGUUUUCAGGCAGGAGAAAAUCCUGGAGGCUGUGGGGCUGCAGGAGAUGGCUCCAGCACCCACGUCCUUCCCGAAUUUCGACGAUUCCACGCUCUUUGGGAGGGAGUACAUUGAGAAUCUGAAGGCCUGGUUGGAGAAGAGUGGGUACCCCAUCCAGAUGAAGAAGGCAGAGGCAGAAUCCACAGAGCAGCUCAAGGCUGCCUCCCCUGACACCAAAGCCCCCCAGCGAGCUGACAGGAAAGUUUUGGACACAAUUGAGCAGCUGGUGGCCAGCAUGGUGUCAGGAACUUUAUCUGCCAAAGACAGGAAUGCUCAGAAGAACUCUCCUGAAUAUUGGUUCCUGUCAGAUGAGGAGAGCCUGGAGUACAAAUAUUUCAGGCUGAGGCUGUCAGAGGCGCAGAGGGCGAGUGUGGCUGAGCAGGGGGCAGCCCCAGAGUCGCUGAGGGCUCUGCUCUACGCCCGCAGGGUGGCCAGCAUCAAGAGGAGACUUUUCAGAAAGCAAAGGAAACGCGCGCCCGUCGCUGUCAGGGGCAGCAGGAGGGCGAGGAGAGCGAGCAGGGGCAGCCAGGCCGUGCUGCCCUCCGGGCCGGGCCUGAAAACGCCCCAAAAAACCCUGCCCGGAACCGGCCCGGCCCUGCCCGGAACCGGCCCGGCCCUGCCCGGAACCGCCAGCCCCGAGACCCCGCCGGGAACGGGACCGGGAACCGAACCGGGGACGGAGCCGGGAACAGAGCCAGGAACCGAGCCGGGAACCGAACCGGGAACGGGACCGGGAACCGAACCGGGAACGGGACCGGGAACCGAGCCGGGAAUGGAACCGGGAAUGGAGGCCGAGCAGCCCCGCGCUUAUUUUUAUUUUGCAGUGGAUGCCAAAACCAUGGAAACUGCAGAGAAACUCGCCAGGUUUGUGGCUCAGGUAGGACCAGAAAUGGAGCAGUUCAGCAUUGACAACAGUGCAGACAAUCCCGAGCUCUGGUUCCUGCAGGACCAGACCAGCGCUGCCUUCCAGUUCUACCGCAGGAAAGUUUUGCAGCUCUGCCCCUCCAUCACCUUCAGCCCCGCGGCUGAGCCCGCCCGGAGCCCCGAGGACGAGGAGGACGAGGAGGAGGAGGAGGAGGAGGAGGAGGAGGAAGAAGAGGAGGAGGAGGAGGAGGAGGAGGAGGAGGAGGGGCGGCCCCGCCCCGCUGACGGCGCUGCCCCCGCUCUGUCGGCACAGGCUCCGGGCGCGCCCUUCCCCCGCAAAAGGGUCAGCAGCAAAUCGCUCAAGGUGGGCAUGAUCCCCGCCCCCAAGAGGAUCUGCCUCAUCGAGGAGCCCAAAGUGCAUGAGCCUGUCAGGAUUGCUUAUGACAGACCCCGGGGCUGCCCUGUCACAAAGAAGAAAAAGAAGGGCAGGGACGUGGAGCUGUCCCAGAAGAGGCUGAGCCCCAGGAACGUGGGGUUCCAGAUGCUGCAGAGGAUGGGCUGGCAGGAGGGGCACGGCCUGGGGAAGGGACACCUGGGACAGUUUGCAGAGAAGUUCCAGGAGGUGAAGGAAGCUGCUCGAGUGGCCAGGGAGAAAAGCCAGGAUAAAACAGAACUGACCAACCCUGCCCUGAGCAUCACAGCCCAGCAGGUGCUGCCCGGGCCCGUGCUGGGCUCCAAUGGCCCCGAGGAGAAAUUGUUCCGCAGCCAGAGCGCCGACCUGGAGAGCGGCACCGACCGCGAGCGCCUCCGCAAGAUGCUCUCGGAGGGCUCGGUCACCGAGGUGCAGUGGGAGGCCGAAUUUUUCAGCCUCCAGGACAACAACUCGAGGCUGGUGGCCGCCCUGCACGAGGCCAACGCCAGCGUGGAGCAGUGGAAGAAGCAGCUGGCAGCGUACCAGGAGGAGACAGAGACCCUGAGGCACAGGGUGGCAGAGCUGGAGUCCCAGGGCACUCAGGAUUCCUCCAGUGACAACAACAAGGAGGAGCUGGGCCAGAGCCUGGAGGAGCUGGAGCUGCUGCUCAAGGCCAAGGACGAGGAGCUGGAGGCCCGGAACGCCGAUCUGGAGCAGAGGCUGAGCGCGGCCGAGCAGAGCCUGGCCGAGAGCCGAGCCCAGAGCGAGCGGAGCCAGAGCGAGCUGGGCCGGCUGGGCGAGAUCCUGGACCUCAAAAUCUUCGAGCUCAGCGAGCUCCGGCAGGGCCUGGCCAAGCUGGUGGAGAGCAACUGAG